AUGGUAUCCUUAACCGAAGGCCAGAAAGCGACUCUGAGUCCUGAAGCAGUCGAAUUUCUUACCAAAAUCCGCCAUCCUCCACUAGCAAAUACACUCUCAUCCUUCAUAACAUCACCAUGUCGAGUCCCCGGUCUACGCCAGGGCUUUGAAGAGAAGACAGCUCCUGGUGAAUCUCAACUUAUUGAGAAACACAAACUUCAGAUCGCCGAGACUCUCAUCGCUGGCAUUUCUGUUGUCAUCAUUGAACCGCCAGUCAUCAAGCCUGAGAAACAAAAGAAAAUACUGUUCAAUGUCUUUGGCGGAGCGUUCAUCAUGGGGAGCCCCAGAGACAGAGCUGCACUGACUAUGGCGAUUGAACUUGGUGUUCGUGUCUACUCGAUUGACUACACCAAAUCUCCAGAGGUCAAGUAUCCUGAAGCUCGGGAUCAGUGUCUCGCUGUAUACCGCGAGCUCGUCCAAAACGGCCCUUCAGGCGGCGCUCCUGUUGAUCCAUCCAAUAUUCACGCUAUGGGAUGCUCUUCGGGUGCGCAGAUACUCGUCUCGAUGCUUCUUGUAGCGAGACAACAAGGUCUUCCGAUGCCUUCUGCUGGAAUGUAUCUUUGCACGCCUGCUCUCGACUUGAGUGGAGCUGGUGAUUCUAUGGUCUUCAACUCUUUGGGGCGCGACAUCAUGCCUGUUAGUCUUCUCACUGGCAUGGUAUCACAGAACUAUGCUCCCGAAGGAAUCAAUGUGACGGAUCCUCUUUACUCACCUAUUUACGCUAACUAUGACUCGUCGUUUCCGCCAACGGUUAUCACAGUCGGGACGCGAGACUUUGCGCUUAGCCAUGGGAUACGGUUCUAUUGGAAGCUGAGGGAAGCUGGGGUCAAGGUGGAGCUGCUGGUCGCUGAGGGAAUGUGGCAUGGCUUCAAUUGGGAUCCGGUGAUCCCGGAGUCAAUCAGGGCUCGUGCUGCAGUUAUUAAAUUCCUGGAAGGCGCACGAUAG
Molecule: messenger RNA, 984 nt
Organism: Fusarium odoratissimum NRRL 54006
Lineage: Eukaryota; Fungi; Ascomycota; Sordariomycetes; Hypocreales; Nectriaceae
Exons: 1
Coding region: 1-984 (327 amino acids)
Molecular function (GO): hydrolase activity
Source: RefSeq, a predicted model, not a curated record